UCUCAUUCCCUUAGUGGCACCCGAAACGGACGGAGCUAAGUUGAGGGUCUGAACGGAUGGCAGUCAUUAUACAUCAGGUUUUCCAAAUAUACCGUUAAGAUAUGAGUAUAUAUGUAAAAGUGCCGCAUUGGGUGUCGCGAUGACUCGCCGGGACUUUUUUAGUGAAAUACGAAGUGAAUGUGCGAAUUUUAAAAGUGGAGAAUAUAUAUUAAUGAAUUAAUAGUUUGUGAAUGAAUCACCUUUUGUGCGCUUGGGGCUGAUAUCUUUCUAGCAACUAGGAAAUCUCAGUGGCUCCGAUCUACACCUAGUUGUGACUAAUUAACGUAUAAACGGAUUUUUAAAACAUAAGAAGUCAUUCUUCAUGCAAUAUUUCUAUUAUCAUUGCUAAUCUUAUCGCAAACCGCACUUUCGGUGUUUGGUUUCUAUUUAUUUAUUUGCGUUUACGUCCAUGUAUGCAGUCGCGUGUGUGUCAUUAAAUUUACGAUCGUGAAUAUAUUUAUAAACUGAGUAACGUAUGCUCGGAAAUACGGUGGACGUUUCUCUCUUCCUUUUAUUAAAAUUCGUCUCUCGCUCUUGCUCUUUUUCAGCAGCGAACUAAUUAUUCAGUGGAGACGACAGAGAGCCGGUAAUCCAUCGAUCCAUCGAUCUCUAAUUCUCUCUUAUUCUCUAAUCAUUGGUUUUUUUUUAUUCACUAAUUUAUCAAAUUUCUUAUCACGAUAACUUGACUGCUGAGUUAUAAAUAUUUUGUAACCGUGUAGAUGGGCGGUUAGCCGGCGUGGUUGACUUAAUAGCGAUUAAUAGAAUUCUAAACAAUCAGUGAACGAUAAACUUAUUAUUCGGUAAAGGUGACGAGAAGACCGCGAACCGCGAAUUGGUGGUACCAGAGGCGAUAGCCAUCGCCGUUGUUAUUUACAUCAAAUUAGUAUUGAUCGAAAACUGACGAAGAACGGGGGGUUCUUAACGAGAGGAUCUUGACAGCGUCACGUGUACCAAACACAGGGAAAUAUAUCUGCCGUCUUUUCAAUUAUAUUCAAAAAAAUAUAUAUAUAAAUUAGUUUUAUAAGCAAUUAUUUCCAGCAGAUUAAGAAUUGUGUAGAGUGGUCGAGGUAAUAACUUUAAACAGUAAAAAUAGUACCACGAGUACGUAAAUUAAAUCGCGGCGAUAUAAGAAAAAAUAUCGAAUAAAUAACAGCGUUUCUUUCAUAUGUAACGUUCAUUCAUUCGUUACGUGUAAAGAUGUGAUGUUCGAAGACAGUUGGAAAAGAUAAUCGUAUUACGCCGUAAGAUAUACCUCGAUGAGUUUCUGCCGUCCUGACGCCCGACAUUGCUCGAAGGAACAACUGUUAACAUCAUCCAACGAAGGACGAGAGUAAAAUUCAUCUCGGUUACAUACAUCCUCCUGCCGACAAAAUAUCAGCUCUCUUAAGACAAUCCAGCAACCCCCCAAGUCCCAGAAGGCUGAAGAACGUAACGGGACGAAGAGGAGUAAUAGUUUCAUCGCUUUUUGAAGAAAGCUUUUCUCAUGCACGAAAGGUCAACCAUCCCCGAAGUCGGGUGUACUACGCCUUAUCACAAGGUGUGAUGGGGCUCAUUGACGCCGGCAAGUAUGAGCUGAGGCAGCAAAAUUAAUUAGGACUGGCAUGGAGAAAGAGAACUCCGGAGGGAGCGCGGACAACGCGCCGGGAGGGACUUCGACCUCCGCGUCCGCAGCUUCGGUUACAUCCACAUCAGCCUCCGAAAAAAUUCAGGCUGAUCAGGCCAACCCUCUACUGGAUCCGUCAGCUCUCUUUGGUGCAUAUUGGCCAAGAGGAGACAGUACAACAUCGUCGUUGUUCAGUGGAAUGCCAGGGGGAUACAGUCUGAGUCCUCAUCAUUUGCCAUCUGCCUAUGCGAUACUCGGUCGAGGUGGUUCGGGACAGGGGUAUGGAAGUCACACGCCUACUUCUGCACCACCUCCUCCACCAUAUUCUCACAGCAGUCUCGGCACUUUAAGUGUGGCUGCGAGUCAGGCGGCUAGUCUGGGUAUCAAUUCAGCUAGUGCAGCAUGGUGGACCAUGGCCUCGCAUCUUGCUGCACAAAACUAUCUUGCGAGGUUACAAGGAGCUGCUGGGCUGCCUGGUUUUCCCCCCAGUGCAGAUAGUUUACUGCCACCGUAUCCCGGAUCGCUACUUAAUGCACCGCCCUUAUCCUCUCACAAAUCUACCAAAUCUAAAUCAAGUAAGAGCCACAAGCCUCCUGCCAGCAGUAGUUCUGCAACGGGUAGUCUGACUAGCAGUUUGGCUAUGAGUCAAGCACCGAUCUCCCAUCACAGUACAUCCACUAGCAGUACGUCAAAUUCGCAGACAAAUGUUAUCAGUACUACAAAGGAAGGAAGUGAUCCUAGUAGCAUAUUAGGUGGUGUGCGACUUCCUCCUGACACAGAAAUCAUCAAAUACACAUCCAGUAUAGUGGGACCCAAAAUUCCGGGGACAACAAAUCGGGGAAGGAAAAAAACUAUUUCCUUGGAUUCGCCGAGUGUUAGCGUUCAUCCACCACCUCUACCCGCUAUAAGCGCACAUCAAACCAAUACCUCCACCUCUCUCAUGUUAGAGCCAAGAAAAUAUAAUCGAAGCGGGAACGAUUCGAAUGAGUACAGAGAUUCCGUUGAUAGGGUAGAAGUAAUAAAACUACCGGCGCACUCAACGAAUGGUUCCGUACUAUCAGCACCACCGACCUAUACCACGAGCAAUACGAGUAAUACCAGUGAUACCGAUGCUCCUCUCAAUCUUUCGUUGAAACCAUCGUCAACUUGUAGCAGCACCCCUAUUACUGGGAGUCAAGCGCUUAGUCAGCUCAGCAAUUUGAGUCAGUCUCUCUUGGCCUCUGACCGAACGUCCCGACGGAAGCCUGGGCCAAAACCGAGACGAGUACCGCAAAACUCGGUGCCUGUUCCUGCCUCACCUAGUCCAUCGCUUGCUCAGCUUUUUGCUGCUGCAGAUUCACCCCAAAGGCCGAGCAGUGGCAGCGAAGAAAAUGAUAGUAUGACGGCUCACCAUAAAGACGGCCGACCUAGAAAUCUUGGUCGUGGCGUAUCGAAACCUAAGAAGAACACAGUCGCAUCCCUGUUAGCUCAAAGUAGAGCUCUCGGUAUCAAACCCACACCUGCUCUAGAUCCUAGCGCGCCAUUAGCGCAUCAGGUGUCUUUGCUUAGGUCAAACAUAUUCGCCGCGCAGUUGCAUGCAAGCACAGGAUUGUUGGAUGAAAAGACGCAGGAAAAAAUGAAGAAUAAACUUCUGGAAGUAUCAGGAGAAGAGAGCAACAUGGACGUGACAAGUGAAAGUGGCAGUAAUACGGAUGCUGUUACGGAUACCGACGACGAUAACGUUGAAGGAAUACCUAGUGCUAAGAAAAGAAAACUUAAUCCCAGUGAAAAAGAUCUACAGGCUGCAUUGGAUCACGGAUGGAAACGUGAAACAGUUAUCAAAGGGCUCGGAAAAACAGGGGUCAUUAAAGGAGACGUAACUUACUACAGUCCGUGCGGCAAAAUAUUCAGAAAUACUCCUGAACUCCUAAAGUUUCUUGAACAGCAGAACUCGAUGGAACUCACAACCGCUAAUUUUUCAUUCUCCUCUCGACCGCUUGUGGGUGAAUUUUUGCAACCAACGAUGGGCCUUGCUGAAGCUGAAUUCGUAAGACUUGGCGCGCAAGAAGUUGCGAGAAGAUUGGAAGAGUUGAGGGUGGCUGGCGGUCUUCGAGAUGCCAGGGUGAACAAUCAAUACGAGAGAGAUAAAUUGGCUUAUGCUAAGAAAUUAGCGAAAGAAGAGGCUCAACGAUACAAGGAGCAAGUUAGGUUAAUGAAGGAACAAGAAAAGUCUGAGAGGCAAGAAGCAGUGAGGCGGGAGCGGGAACUUAGGAAUCAGCAGCUACUUGAAGGUCGCAAGCGCCUAGCGUUCACGAUCAAACAGAAAAUGAAGAUCAUCCAGGAGAUCGAGUGUGGAAAAAGCAAGAGUGAUGUGGCACGUGAGCUCGGAUUGGCUAGCAGUACCGUUGCAACAAUUUGGAAGAAUCGCGAAAGUAUCACAGAAAGUUGGCGAAAUAGAGACGUAAUGCAGAUGGAAGACACUGAAUUGAAAAAAGUGGCGACUAUCCAAGAGGUGCAACAGGUCCAGAAGCAAACGCAAAAUCAUGAGUUGCUGGAGGCGCGGAGAAAGAGACAGGAGGAGAUGGAGAAGAUUCGCAUGGAAGAACAACAACGAAAACAGCAGGAGAGAGAACUGAAACGACAGCAAGCUGUGAUGCUCAAAGAACAGAUGUACAUGCAGGAGCUGAGCAAGCAGCGCGAGAUGCUCUACACCGUCGAGCUGGAGAGAGAGAGAAGACGACAACAUAUGGCAUUGGUGAGGGCGUUGGAGAAUCGUCGAAGAAUGGAAGAGCGAGAGAAAAAGAGAUUAGAAGCUCGAGCUGAACGAAUUGCGAACAAAGAAAAACGUGCUGAACAGAGAAAGCUCGAAAUAGAACUUAUAGAACAAAUCCGGAAACCUGUCGAAGAUAUGGAAUUGACAGAUCAAAAAUCACUGCCAGAACUGAAUAGGAUACCAGGGCUGAAAUUAGCUGGCCAGGCAUUUGCAGAUAUUGUCAUGGUAUUUGAAUUCCUGCAUAAUUUUGGCGAAACGCUCGGUUUUGAUAUGGAGUCACUGCCAAGUCUGAAAAGUCUCCAAUUAGCCCUAUUGAACGACGAAGAAGCUGAAGAAGAAUUAUUGUCUGUGAUGACACAUCUUUUAGUUUGUGCAAUAGAAGAUCCUGGUAUUCCACAACCAGCGCGGCACACUACCGGCCUAGGACAAAGUCUCCGACAAGCUGACAUAACUCACGCAAAUAUCAGUGAAGUUUUAAGGAUUUACUUAUAUGCAAAUGCCACUGGCGAAGUUAAAGCUCUAACUGGUGUUUGUUUGGAACGAGAAAGAGAUAAAAAAUUUGCUGAUCAUCAUCAAAAUGGCGGGGACUACACCUCGACAUGCUCUGGGAAGAAUGCUCAGUUUUACGAACAUUUGCAUAGCAAUGAGACAUGGAAGAUGUCCGAAAAACUUAGGGACAAACCUUUCCUAGCUUUAAAUCCAACCGAAAAAGCGCAAAUGCUUGCAUUUUUGUGCAACGAGUUGCUUCAAAACAAGGCUGUGAUAAAACAAAUUGAAGGAAGCUUAGAGACUUUAGCACAAAUGAAGAAGGAUAGAUUUGUUCUAGAUACCAAAAUCAGAAAACUCAGACAACUACACAACAGAAAGGUGAGAAUGGAAGCUGUUGGUGUCAUAGUGAAUAAGUCUGGUGACACCAUCACUAUAGAGAAAAAAGAAGGUGAUGAAGAAUGUAAUACAACAUCAACGGCCGUUGGAACUACACCUACAUUAGAUGAAAUACACCAAGAGGAUGAGGUCGAAGAUAUGUCAGAAAAUGAAAGCGAAGGCACCCAACCAGAAGAGGAAGAGGAUAAGAAUCUAUCAGGAGAGGAGCUCGGAAAAAAACUAGAUCGACUUCUGAAGCAUUCAGAAGAACAACUCCAGAAAUUGAACAGUUCAUCGAAACAAUUACGUGCUCAUGUACUAGGACAGGAUAGGUACUGGCGAAGAUACUGGGAAUUACCGUGUGCGGGUGGUAUUUACAUCGAGGCAAUGGAAAGUGCGGAACCAGAAAUACUAGACGUGCAAGCUAUUUUAGAUGCGAAUUAUAAACCUCCAGAUGUCGAUACCACAACGCAGAUAGCGAGUAUAACAGAGGACACGAAAGAUCUUGAGCUUUCGAAGCCAACAAUGACAGAUGAUAAACCUAGCGCCGAGAAAAUUGAGAAUAUCAACAUCAAAUCUGAAGAGGAUAAAGUUAAAAUGGAAGUGGAUGAAGUUAGUUGUAAAACAGAAUUUCAGAAUUGUGUAAAGGACGAAGUAGCGAGUGUGAAAAUUGAAGUUCAAACAAAUACGGACAGUAUUAAAUCUGAUGCAAGAACAAAUGUUACAUCCGAAGAGAUUAAACAAGAGACUGAAGGAAAAACUGUUGAUGUUUGUAACAAAGAAAUGAAAAAUGAAGAGAAUUGUAUAGACGAAGAAGUAACAAGCUCUGUUACAAAAAAAAUUAUGGAAGAUAAAAACGUUGAGACUAUACCAAAUGGAGAAAAAUGUAAUCACGUAAAUAACUCGCAUUACUCCAACGGUAAAGAAUUGAAUGGAACUUUCAUCUGUGGUGGAAAUACUGAACCAGUUUGGUUUUCCAUUUUCCCUCGGGAAACUUGUGAUACGCCAGGUUCGUGCACAAAGACAAUUUUCGGGAUAGCUGAAACAACGGAACUCAGGAUACCAGUAUUUCCUCCGCCUUCCAGUCCACCUUAUGACAGGUGUGACAGUCCGGCACCCCUAGUGCUUACGCAGGACGAAGCGGCUCAACUAGAACAUUUAAAAGUCCAUGGAUUGCCCCCAGCUGGUGAUCCAAAACCUGUUCCCGAAGAACUCCGAUACGGUUGGUGGAGAGUAUCAGACGUUGAUACAUUUCAAGCAUUAUUGGAGAACCUUCACUCUCGAGGUGUACGUGAAAAAGAACUGAAACGCACAACUUGGGCAGUGAUGGAAUCUUUCCUAGCUAUAACUGGCAAAAUCCACGUUGACCCUGGUAAUAUCGGAGCUACGAAUUUACAAGUGGAUGGAGACGAAUCACAACUUCCUACUCCAAGACCAGAUAAGCCUGACCAAUGGAGCGAACAAGUAGCUCUGCGUGUUGACGCUCAGCUAUUAGAACAAGUUGAAGCACUAGAAGAUAAAGUUGCAAAUGCUAGCAUGCAAGUUAAAGGGUGGAAACUUCCUCCAAGAUCUGGCACCGAUGAAGCCGAUGAAUUGGAAAAAAUUAAUGAAAUGGACCAAGUCAGUGCUGUUGAACAAGCUAGGCAAAGGUUACUAUCGUUAGAGGCAGCAAUUGAGAGGAGGUAUCUAAAACCGCCUCUUGGUAUCUGUACCGGAGAUCCAAAUCUAACAGCUCUGAAAGCAGAGCAAGCUGCUGCAACAAAUGCAAAUGUGAACAACUCAGAUUCAAAUGCUCUUGGGCCACCACCUAUCGAGGAAACCACCCCGCGGGGUCUCAAUAACUGGCGAGAGGCUACCGCUAGGGCACAUACGUCGGCACAGCUAGCAAUGGCGCUGUACAUGUUGGAGGCAAGCAUCGCCUGGGACAAAAGCAUCAUGAAGGCAGUGAGUCUAACACCAGCUAGAAACUCGGUCUGCAUCAUGCUGCGAAACCGCUGCGUCUCACUCAAAGCUACCACUCAAUACAAUCAGCUAUUGACUACUACUCAGGCCUCUAACUGCCAGUUCUGUCAUAGUGGUGACAACGAAGACAAACUACUGCUGUGUGAUGGCUGUGAUCGUGGAUACCAUACUUACUGCUUCCGUCCAAAAAUGGAAAACAUUCCUGAUGGUGACUGGUACUGCCAUGAGUGUAUGAACAAAGCAACAGGUGAAAGAAACUGCUUGGUAUGUGGUAAACGAAUGGGAAAAAAUUUAGUUCUGUGCGAAUUGUGCCCUAGAGCUUACCAUACCGACUGCCACAAUCCUGUUAUGCCUAAGGUGCCUCGAGGAAAGUGGUAUUGUUCCAACUGUCACAGCAAACAACCAAAAAAACGCAACAGCAGUCGAAGAAGCCAUGCCAAGGGGGCAACAAGGGAUAGCGAAAGUUCCGACCAUCCUCCAACUAGUCCAACUCCAUCAACAGCAUCAAACACUCAUGUCGAAGAUGUCAGUUCGUCCGAACCACCAACACCAACAGCAUCACCUCGCAAGGAAGGAAAUAGCAGAGCACUGACGAAAAAGCAGCAACGAGAAUUAGCACCAUGUAAAAUUUUACUAGAACAAUUAGAACAACAGGAUGAAGCGUGGCCUUUUUUAUUGCCAGUAAACACAAAACAGUUCCCAACAUAUAAGAAAAUUAUUAAGACUCCAAUGGAUCUCAGUACCAUUAAGAAAAAAUUACAGGACUGUGCGUACAAAUCAAGAGAAGAAUUUUGCGUUGACGUCAGGCAAAUGUUCAUAAACUGUGAAGUAUUCAACGAAGAUGAUAGUCCUGUGGGCAAGGCUGGACAUGGUAUGCGUAGCUUUUUUGAAAUGCGUUGGACAGAGAUAACCGGAGUGCCACUUCCUCCACCACCCACGCACAGCUGAGGCUCAGCUCGCUCGCGCAAUAACUGCAACAGUUUUGCACACUUCUAUUACUAGUCCAAUGUAAGGUUUCACCAAAUGUAUAAUUACAUUAUCUAUCGUCCAGAUAUCUAUGAUUGUUUAGUAAUAUUGUUAUUACAAAUUGUGCGCUCUUGUAAAAUUCUUGUAAUAUUAACAAAACAAAAAAAAAAAAUAAUAAUAUUAGGUAUAUAUGUAGAUGACAACUUUACGAAUAUUUAAGAAUCUUAUUUAAUCGUAAUUUUACACGGAUAAUCGAGGUUCAACAAACUCAUUGGAUCUACUAACGAUCUGCUCAUGGUACGCAGACUCGAUCCCAGUGCGAAAGUAAAAACUGAUAAAUCCUGUUUUUAUCAGCUGAAUGCAUAGUGAAAUGUGUUCUGUGCUCUUGUUUUGACUACAUAUCUAUACCACAGCGUCAUUACUAAUUGGCCAUCGUCAAUUUUCAUCGAUCGGAAAUUAAUAUAAUUGUGAAAUCUUCAGGAUCUAUGAAUACCAAACCCGAUACUUUCAAAUUUAUGUUCAUUGAUAUUUCACUUUAAUUUGUAUGCAUAUUGGUUAGCCGUGAUUGAUAAUGUUAACAAUGAAUGAUAUCUUCACAGAUUAUGAACUGUAGGUUGUGGCCAAUAUCAAGCUUCUUGUUGGAUGGCAUAUCGCAAAUGAGGAAUAUUUCCGGAAGAAGAUGCAUUCUAUUUGAUAAUUUUUUUUUUCAAUAGACUGCGACGACGCUUGCACACAAUCUACAAUCUAGUAAGGUAUUAGUUUUUCUGUACGAAACAGAGUUUAAUUUCGUUGCGAUUUAUUCGUAUUUUGUUGAACAUUAUCUUUUCUCCGUGUUGUGGGCCUUCAAAUUUAAAUUAUUCAGCUACAGCAUUCACAAAUUCGAACGUGUAUAUCUUGCACGUUCUGCAGAGCGUCAAAACAUUAUUUAUAUCUUAAAGAGUUCAUGUGAUUUUAUCAAAGGUGAUGGCAUUGCCAUUUCCUUAAAAUUGUUUCUCUUUAUUCUCUAAUUUGAAGACGAAUAUCGGAGAAAAUUUCUGUCCCAAUAAACAAUCUAGUAGAAAAUGGUUCGCUUAUCUAAAAUCUGUGGCGUUUCUUAUAAUUCGGAAAAUUUAUCUCAUAAUUCGCAUGAACAAAAAAAUACCAGAUCACAUACUACGGAGAUAUGAUUUACUGGUUCCAUUAUUGUUCUUGUUACCAAAGGAACUUGAUUCAGUGCAUAAAAAGUACAGUUGCACUAAAUUAUUUUUGUUGGAAUUUCCUUGAAUAAACAAAAUUCAUCGAAUACGACGUUGGUGUCAGAUCUGUCGAAACAGUUUCUUUUAUGCUGCAAGUUCGAAAAGACAGAUUAACCAUUCAUUGAAAUGACCGCUCAAACAUUUAACUUGACAGAUGGAGCAAAAUUGAAAACACCGCAAUGGUCCUUGUACUUAGAUUACAAAAACUUCUUGUCUAAACGGGUCUCUAAUUGUAUUAUAGGCACAAAAAUACUGCAGGAAUGAAAAAGAUAUUUUGCGAAAUGAUAGGUAAUUACGAAAUUGUAUUAACUCAUAGGAAAACUGUAAGAUUACUAUAAAAGUAAUGUUAGAAUAAUCCAAAUACACUGGUAUAGAGUGAGAUGCCAUUCCACUAUUGAGUAUUUUUUUUUAAUAAUUUUUUUUUAUAUUUUUUUUUUGUCUUCUCAUAUACUGCAUAGAGAAUUCUCUAAAUUGUAUUCGCUUGUCAGUAUUUUAAAGUUGUAAAGUGAAAUUAUACAUAAGAUGCAUUCAUUAUGAGACUUAAUAAAAAUAAUUCUUAAUUUUAGAAUAUACUAUUGACAUGUACAAGAAAAACAUUUUGAAUCUGGUGUCACGUAGAAUUCUAAAAGUAGCUGAACAAGCAUAAUAAUUAGUUAAGAUGUGAUUAUACAGACCUGUUGAAACUUAAAAUGGCAUUAGAACGAGCGUGACGAGAAAAUGUAAUUUACAUAAUGAGUGAGAACUAAUCCAUGAAUAUUAUGUGUUCUUGAAAAAAAAAUGUUUUACGUAUUUGUAUGAUAAAUCACUAUGUAAAACAUAAUUCAAGAUCAUAUAGUUUAAGUAUCUUGCAUGUGUGUGCAUUUUUUUCAAUAAAAAAAAAAAAAACAAAAAAAACCGUACUGUAUGAUUUCUAUGAGAUACGUUGUUACGGUAAAAACGGACACUUAAAAUGUGUUGACCUUUGAUGAUUCGUUUGGACAAAGGCAUAUGGCAAGCCUAUGCCACCGAUAUUCACUACCGUUAUACCUAGCAUUGUAAGAAGAGUGCUCCAGAAACUAUUAUUCGAAUUUAAUGAAUCCUGAUUUUUAUCAAGUAUCGAUUGUGUUCCACACGAUCACGAACUGCUACCGACGUGACUUCUUCAUACUUUUCGAAUUUUUAUUACAAAGUAUUGUCAAAAAUGUUCAAAAAAUACUUCAUUUCUGUCGUGUGUCGAAUAUCUUAUUCAAAUCGCUAUAAAGUUAUUAUAAUUGACAAAUAUUUACUGCAGAGCAACGUGAUAAUAUCGCGGUGUCGACUACCUACAACGAUCCUAUUGAUACGAGCACUCUUUUUUUCAGAAGAUCUGAAAAGUGUAAAAUGGUAGUGCUUGUGAUAUUAGAUGCCUCUGAUUCUAUUCCAGAUUCAUCUUGCAGUGCAUUUUCCAUGUUUGUUCAUCUAUAUCAAGAUAACAAGUGCCUACUCCUUACUCUAAAUCAUCUGCAAGAAAAAUAUCCUUCAGUUCAUGUUCCAAAUUCCAAAUGUAACUCUCGAUCGUUCUCGAAAUUUACGUACCCAUAACUCACAUGAAUAAUUACUUUGCAGUGCGUGAAAUGUUAAUGUUGAAAUAGUCAGAAUAGUAGAAUCGAGUGAAUGAUUCAUGAAAUGUAUGGACAGUGGAGCGAGUUAUAAUCUUUUACAAUCACAAUAAUGACCACAAUUGCGGUACGAUGAAUUAAAAUGUAUUAAUCUUGUUUUGUAAGUAAUCGAUGUAAAUUAUUGUCAGUACAUUAGUUGAAAAAAUACAGUAUUUGCACAAAAACUGAUACUGCAUAUUGCCUAUGAUAAGCGAUAACUAUAUUAUGUUCUAGUUGACGCGUUAGAUAUCACAGAUAAAAAUUAUAAAUAAUAAAUAAUUUUUUAAGGUUCAA
Molecule: messenger RNA, 11331 nt
Organism: Athalia rosae (coleseed sawfly)
Lineage: Eukaryota; Metazoa; Arthropoda; Insecta; Hymenoptera; Athaliidae
Product: bromodomain adjacent to zinc finger domain protein 2B
Exons: 31
Coding region: 1641-8168 (2175 amino acids)
Molecular function (GO): DNA binding; protein binding
Source: RefSeq, a predicted model, not a curated record